Panicum virgatum (switchgrass) is the source of this 1698-nucleotide messenger RNA. Its product is annotated as methylthioribose kinase 1-like. The record is from RefSeq and is a predicted model, not a curated record. Gene Ontology annotation, molecular function: S-methyl-5-thioribose kinase activity. The coding region runs from base 119 to 1387 and encodes 422 amino acids. The transcript has 6 exons. Lineage: Eukaryota; Viridiplantae; Streptophyta; Magnoliopsida; Poales; Poaceae.
UUUCUCCACCCAAGACAACAGCUUCCCACCGCGCCCCCGCUCUCCCAUCUCCCCUGUCCACUCCCCUCCGCAUCUCUCGGCCGGCGUCCGCAUCGCACCACUCGCCACGGCUUCGGGCAUGGCCGCGGAGGCGGAGCAGGGCUUCCGCCCGCUUGACGAGGCGUCCCUGGUCGCCUACAUCAAGGCCACGCCAGCGCUCGCCUCCCGCCUCGGCGGCGGCGGCUCCGUCGAGAUCAAGGAGGUCGGCGACGGCAACCUCAACUUCGUCUACAUCGUCAAGUCCAGCUCCGCCGCCAUCGUCGUCAAGCAGGCGCUCCCGUAUGUGCGCUGCGUGGGGGACUCGUGGCCCAUGACGCGGGAGCGCGCCUACUUCGAGGCCUCCACGCUGCGGGAGCACGGCCGCCUGUGCCCGGAGCACACCCCCGAGGUCUACCACUUCGACCGGGCCAUGUCGCUCAUGGGGAUGCGCUACAUCGAGCCCCCGCACAUCAUCCUCCGCAAGGGCCUCAUCGCCGGCGUCGAGUACCCGCUGCUCGCCGACCACAUGUCAAAUUACAUGGCCAAGACGCUCUUCUUCACAUCCCUCCUCUAUAACAACACCACGGAUCAUAAGAAAGGAGUUGCUGAGUACUGCGCGAAUGAGGAGAUGUGUAGGCUCACGGAGCAAGUUGUGUUUUCAGACCCAUACCGGGUCUCCAAGUUUAAUCGGUGGACCUCGCCGUAUCUUGACAAAGAUGCUGAGGCUGUCCGAGAGGAUGAUGAGCUGAAAUUGGAAAUAGCUGAGUUGAAAUCAAUGUUUAUCGAGAGAGCUCGGGCUCUGAUUCAUGGAGAUCUCCACACUGGUUCUAUCAUGGUGACCCCCGAUUCAACUCAAGUCAUUGAUCCAGAGUUUGGGUUCUAUGGGCCAAUGGGUUUUGACAUUGGAGCCUUCCUAGGAAACCUGAUUUUGGCAUACUAUGCACAGAACGGACAUGCUGAUCAAGCAAAUGAUCGUAAAGCUUACAAGAAAUGGAUCUUGAAGACAAUUGAAGAGUCGUGGAAUUUGUUCCAAAAGAAGUUUGUUGAACUAUGGGAUAAACACAAAGAAGGGAAUGGGGAGGCGUACCUACCUGAUGUAUACAACAACUCAAACCUGUUGAGCCUUGCGCAGAAGAAGUACAUGACAAACUUAUUUCAUGAUAGCCUUGGGUUUGGUUCAGCCAAAAUGAUCAGGAGAAUAGUCGGAAUUGCCCACGUCGAGGAUCUGGAAUCAAUUAAGGAUGCCAGCAAGAGAGCAGAGUGCGAGCGUGCUGCUCUCAACUGUGCAAAGACGAUCCUGAAGGGUAGGCGCCAAUUUGAGACCAUCGAGCAAGUCAUUGAGCAUAUUCUAUCGUUUGAUCGGGACUGAGAAGACAUCAAUCUAUUUGGCGUUCAGCGAGACAUAUUUUCGUUGGUUAACCUAUGCACACCUGAGUAUUGAUGAAGUGCUUGUUCUGAAGCACCGGUUGUUUGUGCUUUUGGUACCGGGGAUUAUGCUGAAAAUAUCCAUUUCUGGUCCCCUUUUAGUUUGAACUGUGUACAGAGUAAAGAUCUUAUUAAAGCAUAGCCAGGAGCCGAAUAAUGAUUUGUACGAGAUUUCUCCAAGCUUACCUCACUACAUACUAUAGACGUGUGUAUUACCAAAUAAAGUUUAUUCUGAUGUUUGUUUGUUUUUGCCAA